Suillus subalutaceus is the source of this 1194-nucleotide messenger RNA. RefSeq lists its product as uncharacterized. The transcript is spliced from 3 exons. The coding region runs from base 9 to 1055 and encodes 348 amino acids. Lineage: Eukaryota; Fungi; Basidiomycota; Agaricomycetes; Boletales; Suillaceae. The record is from RefSeq and is a predicted model, not a curated record.
GUUGAAGCAUGCAGCAUUUCAUGGCGCACAGCGUUAUGAUGAAGCUAUUGCGGCUUUCCAAACGAUGCUCUCAAAAUUGGAUCGUACUUCCGACGCUGAGACACGAAAGUUUGCGCGAGCAGUAUCUCGGUCCAUCCGAAGUGGACUGCGCUAUUCGAAAGAUCAUCGAUACUCAACUUGACAAUGCUCCGAUGCGUGUACUCGACACUACUACCGGACUCUUAUGCGAUCGAGAGGCGCAGAUACGCACCUUCAAAUCGAGCAUAGAGUACAAGGAGCUUGUAUCAUCAACAAUCACGCAUUCUGACUUCCGAACGAAGCGCAUCAAAGAAGUGGUGAUGACGUAUUUCCAAUAUGCCAUGUUAUCGCAUAGGUGGGAAGGCAAGGAACCGCUACUGCAGGAUAUUCAGGGCAAGUCCUUCUGCAAAACUGCUCGUGAUUUGGGCUAUCGCUGGGCAUGGAGUGAUACAUGCUGUAUUGACAAGAGCAACAAUGUUGAGCUCCAAGAAUCGGUCAACUCCAUGUUUCGUCUGGUAUCACCCACUCCGCGCUCACAGUUGUAUACCUCUCGGAUGUUCCAGCUUCGUCAAAGUCUGGCGCACUGGCAAAUAGCGUUUGGAACACACGCGGAUGGACGGUUCAAGAAUUCCUCGCACCCCAACAUCAUUCUAUUCUAUCAGAAAGAUUGGACUCUUUAUCUCGACGAUCGCACUCCCAACCACAAAGAUUCCGUCGCGAUCAUGCAAGAGUUGGAGUACGCGACAGGCAUAGAUCGGCGAGCCGUCAUGGCCUUCCGUCCUGGGAUGAGAGACAUCCGAGAGAAACUUCAGUGGGCGUCGACACGUAUUACCACGCUGCAAGAAGACAUCGCAUACUCAUUAUCCGGCGUCUUUGGCGUCCGCCUACGUGUUGAUUAUGGUGAGAAGAAGCAGAACGCACUCGGGCGGCUCCUGCAGGAAAUCGUAACUCAGUCGGGCGACACCACAAGCCCUGGACUGGGUCGGAAAGUCAUCGGAGUUCAACAGCUGUCUACCAGCCGACAUCACUUCAUAUGAAGCUCCACCAUGCAAGCUGCCAUCUCUAUCCGAAGAUGAGAUUCAGUCAUCGGUCUCCUCGCUGCGAGGUAUUGUGGCUGUAGAAUCGGCUUCAAAAUUAUAUCAGACACUUGACUACCUGAGCGCUCCCCGUUUCGCG